UUUUCAGAAAUUUAAGGCGUAAUACAUAUGAAAGGGCAGACAACAACUACAGUCGUUGCAGAUUAUUUUUACUGAUUUGACACGUCUAGUUACAGACAUGGAUACUGACGAUACUUUGAAACUCGAACAGCCAGAGGGAGAAAUGAGAAGCAAAACUGAAAAAUUGGAGGGAACUGAAUUAACAAAAAGAAGUGAAAACCAGAAAACUGAUUGUAGUGAUAAUAAUGACUCUAACGAUGUUACGAUUACUCAGAAUAUGGAAACCGAAUUUCAAGAUGAAAGUGAAAAACAAACAACAGAUAUCGGAAACAAUACUAAUUCCAACGCCGCCAUUACGAAUACGCAAGAUACUGUACCCGAAUUCCAAGAUAUUCCAGAGCCUAAAUGUGAACCAUGUCUUUAUCGAAAUAUAGAUGUCGUCGCUACCAAAUAUUGCAAAGAAUGUGAUGAACGGUAUUGUGAUUCUUGCACAUUUAGCCACACGUCGCAAAAACAGACUAAAAGUCAUUCAAUUUUAGACAUCAAAGAAGCUUCUUUAGAUACGAAGGAUAAAUGUGAACCAUGUUCCUGUAAGCAAAAGAACACAGAUGCUGCCUUUAUAUGCGAAAACUGCGAAGAGUAUUUAUGCCUAGAAUGCAAAGAAUUCCAUCAAUCUCAAAAAAGAAACAAGAAGCAUGUAAUUAAACCCUUGAUCACGCCAAUUUUGUGUGCAGCCUGUAGAUCAGGAGGUCACGAUGCUAUGGCUACAUCAUAUUGUAUUGACUGUGAUGACCCGGAACCGUUCUGUGUCACUUGUGCAGACCAGCAUACUGCUAUGAAAGUAUCGAGAAAUCAUCAACUGUCGCCUGAACUUGAAUUAUUGAUAAAAUCAAAAGAACAGUCACAAAAUGAAGACAGCGGUAUUAAUGAUGGGAGAAGUUGUGACAUUUUAAAUACUUCUGACAGCAUUACAGAUGUCAAUAGUAAUACCAUGUCCACAGAUAAUUUGACAUGUGAACCAUGCUUCCAUCAAAAUUUGGAUAAACCAGCAACACAUUACUGUUUCCCUUGCGACGAAAAGUAUUGUGAGGACUGUACUACUCGGCAUAAAGCUCACAGGAGAACUAAUGAGCACGAGGUUAUUAAUAUGAGACUAUUAAAUCCUACAAAAACUUGUGACGCUUGUAUAUAUAAUGGUGAAGAUCAUAUUGCUGGGUUCAAGUGUGAAGAUUGUGACGAACAUCUUUGUGAAAAUUGCAAAAGGUAUCACCAAUCACAAAAACAAACCAGAGGUCACCAGAUAAAUGCGAUAUCUAGUCAUUCUUAUUGCGAAGGAUGUUAUGCUUUGGGUAACCAAGUUAUGGCCACAUCGUUUUGUUUAGAUUGUGACGAACCUGAACUUAUCUGUCAACCCUGUGUGAAGCGUCACCUUUCUAUGAAACAAUCAAGAAAUCAUAACAUAUCGGAUGAUUUGUUUGCAUAUUCCAUUAAGACGUUCAAGAAGAAUGGUCCAGAAGAACUGAUUACAGAAAAGGAAACUGAUGAAUUUUGCCCAGGAAAGCCAUAUGUGACUGAGACAGCGACAAUGUCUAAUCAUUUAAUAGUUAAAUGGGAGGAGGCAGAACUCGGUGAAAACGAGGCUUACAAAGUAAUGUUCAAAGAAGAAUCCACCGGAAAAUGGAAGUCUUGUAGGUCAAAUACAGUCAAGGCCUUAAUGAAGAUGGAGGGACUACAACCACAAACAACAUAUGUGUUUCGCAUUAAGGUGAUAAAUGAUACAACAGGUGAAGAGAGGCCAUUUGGGCCUGACAGUGAACCUAUCACUACAGGAGAGUCUUCUGCACUUGGAAUGAUGAAAAUGUCAACUAUGGUGUACCAGAAUCCGAUCCCGGUAUAUGCAUUACCUGUAACUGAAGUCAAGGCAGCACGAAAUGAGUAUGCAAAAACAAGAAAAUUAUAUUUAGGUUCGAAUUCUAGUGUUGUAACUGAGAAAAACAUCAUGAUCGUAGGAGCUACAGGAUCAGGAAAGAGUACUUUGAUUAAUGCUAUGGCUAACUAUGUUAUGGGAGUUACCUGGGAAGAUCCUUUCCGAUUCACACUGGUUAAUGUAGAGACUAGUGAAGAAAAUAGAGCAGGAGAUCAGUCUAUUUCCCAGACUGAAUGGAUAACGUGCUACAACAUAGACACCAGUGUUUCCAGUCGACUGAAAUACAAUAUUAAUCUGAUUGAUACUCCAGGAUUCGGUGAUACAAGAGGAUUAGACCAUGAUCAAGUCAUUGUUAAUCAAAUAAAGGAACUAUUUACAGUCGAAGGACAUAAAGGAGUUGCAACAAUUGAUGCCGUAUGCUUUAUUCUCAAAGCUCCUGAUGCCCGGUUGACUCCAACUCAGAUGUAUAUUUUCGAAUCAAUUUUGUCUCUCUUCGGUAAAGACAUUCAAGAUAACAUAUGUACCCUUAUUACCUUUGCAGAUGGCCAAACUCCACCUGUUUUAGCUGGACUUGAAGCUUUGGAUUUUAAGUCACUUCCGUAUAAAAAGUAUUUCACCUUCAACAAUUCAGCAUUGUUUGUUGACAACAAAUCAGAUGAACCUAGUGCAUUGGCACCAACCUUCUGGGAGAUGGGAAUGAAAAGUUGUGAAGCUUUUUUCGAUCAUCUUGUAACACUCAAAACAAAAAGUCUUCAGCUAACUUCAGAAGUUCUUGGACAGAGAGAAAGGCUAGAAAAUACAGUUCAGCAUCUUUAUCAGGAAAUUGACACAGGUCUUUCGAAAAUAGGAGUCUUGGAACAAGAGAUUCAUAUUUUCACGAGAUACAGAAGACAGAUUCGUGAAAAUAAAAAUUUUCGUUAUCAAGUAACAGAGAAUGUCCAAGAAAUAAUUGACCUGAAAGGCAAAAGUCAAUAUACAACGAAUUGUCUAACCUGCAAUUUCACCUGUCAUGAAAGUUGUGCAUUUGCCAAUGACAGCGACAAGGAAAGAUGUUGCGCAAUGAAGAAAGGAAAGUGCACUGUAUGUCCAUCCAACUGCCAUUGGACGGAGCAUCAUAAUACACCAUACAUAAUCAAGUGGAUUCCCAAAAAAGUAAAUAAAAAGUACUCCGAAAAGCAGAAAAUCUAUGACGAAGCGUCACAAAAAUCCCUUACACAAGAGCAAAUUCUUCAGGAAAUGAGUAAAGAUAUUGAAAAAUUGGAAUAUGCCAUAUCUGAAAGACUUGACAGAAUUGCAGAAUGUAACAAUAGAUUAAAAGAAAUAGCCCUCAGACCAGACCCGUUAAGUACAGUUCAGUACAUUGACCUUAUCAUUGGCGGUGAAAAAAGAGAAAAAAGAAUUGGAUUUGAAUCUCGGAUCGAUGCUUUAGAAAAAUGUAAAAAGCGCGCACAGUAUGGGAAGACGGUUCAAAUAUUCAAAGAUCGUGUACAGUCUACUAGAGAAACUCUCAAUGCAUCUGUCAAUGACGAAGAUGGCGCCUCUGAAUCCUUUUUAGGAGCAAUUAAGAAUUUUGGCAAAAAAAUUAUCCAUGCAAUUAAAGUGUAACUUCUGCGAUUGGUAUGGUGAUAUAUGAAUACAUUUCAUCCAUUCAAGAUAUUGAAGUCUUUAAAAAAAACUAUUUUCUGUAAAUUGAUGUCCUAUAAUUAUGUUUUGUUUGUUUUUAACAAAUGUGAAUUGUAUUUAGAAAAUAGAUGAAUUUAUCAGGUUUAAAAGUUUUAAUAACGUAAACAGACCUAUUGCUUAAUUUAUAACAAUAAUGAAUUAAAUAGUAGUAAAUGCAAAAUAUAUAUCAAUGAUAAUGUUCCGAAUUAAAGAAGUAUAUGUUUUUGUUAAGGAUGUAUUCUUCUGACUUUACAGUCCCGUUCAAUCUCGUUGAAAUCUGGUUCUUGAAUUAUUUCCAAAACAUGAGAUAGAAGUGAAAAAUAUCAAUGAAUUUCAAAAAUAUUAUAAUCAAACAUAAAUCUGUGAAAGAAUUGUGUCUUUACAAUGAAUGGUUUUUGAGUAAUCCAGUUUUCAAAUUUUACAACGAAUCAAGUCAGUAUUCUUAGCCCAAAUUUUGAAAAAAUGGGUGAGGGAUACAAAAAAUGAUUUUACAAGAAUAAUGAACAUCCCAUAUCAUUUUGGUCUUUUCAAAUUUCUUAGAUAUGUAUUUUUUCAAUCAUUUAUAACAAAAAGUUGAAAUAAUAUGCAUUUUGUUCUAAAAAUUGUGAAAAUCACAAAAAUAACGUCUAUAAUGGUAAAUUUUACACUAAAAGCGUCAAAAUAUGAUAAAACUUUCUUAUUCUAACACCUACCUAUAGUUUUGGUAAUUAAAAUUUAUUCAGAUUGGUCCACUUCAUCUUUAUGAAAAGAAUGAAAAAAAGUUUAAUUGUGGAACUGUGAUUUUUUUCAAGAUAAUAGCCCAAAAAUAGGUUAAUAUCGGGAAAUCAUCAAAAUUGGGCAUUUUCAAAGGGCCGUAGAAAAAAAAGAAGUGCACCACCAUAUGAUUUUUUCUUCACCAAUUAUUUUGCUUACAUUCUUAUAAACCCAAAAAUUAGGUUAAGACAAAAAGUUUAAUUCUAGAAAUUCAUAGGUGUACAUUCUUAAAGAAUAUCAAACAAAACUAUAUUAUCAUUGUGUAAGGUAUUCGAUGUUUGCUAUAAACCAUUUCAACUCAUUGCAUGACAAU
Messenger RNA from Mytilus trossulus (common blue mussel), 4634 nucleotides. RefSeq lists its product as uncharacterized. The coding region runs from base 98 to 3511 and encodes 1137 amino acids. The transcript has 11 exons. The record is from RefSeq and is a predicted model, not a curated record. Lineage: Eukaryota; Metazoa; Mollusca; Bivalvia; Mytilida; Mytilidae. Gene Ontology annotation, molecular function: zinc ion binding; protein binding; GTP binding.